AUGGUUAAGGAACUACCACCGCGCAAGCACAACAAGAUCGUAACAUGGGCCGAUCCGAUUGCUGAGACCAGGUUGUUUGUGAAAGAACCGUCAUCUGAAGACAUGCGUGACAUACCCGAGGACAGCGAGUAUUAUGCAUAUGAUGACAGUGAGGAAUAUGACGUGUUAGAAAAUGGAGGGAUGGACCAGGGUUCAGGGGUGGCCCAGGUUACUAAGGAAAUUGUUCAGGAAGAAGAGGAGCAGAAUAUUGAUCAGGAGGCAGAAGAGGCAUUUAAUGAGAGCAAUCUUGCACUCUACUACGUGCUCAUAAAAAACAGAGUUCAACUCAAAGUUCUCGAACAGAAUCUUGAUGAGACCAAAGAGAGUCUCAGAACGGCACUUGUUGCACAUGAUGAACUAAAAGCAGAUAUUGACAAGAAGAACAUGUUGCUGAAAGAGUGA
Molecule: messenger RNA, 441 nt
Organism: Enterospora canceri
Lineage: Eukaryota; Fungi; Microsporidia; Enterocytozoonidae
Source: the annotation of a GenBank genome assembly